AUGGAUCCACAGAGCCUUCCAAUCGGUGAUGAUGCAGGUGAUGAAAAAGCUACUACCAAAAUUUCCAAAGGGUGGCUUAUAUUACUGGGAAAGAUCUGUGCACUAGUAAGGAGAAACAUCUUGGAAGAAAAGAGAAGGCAUAAACUUGCUCUGAAACUAGCGGAGAGACUGAUAGGUAAAGAUUCUUCUUGGGACGAAACCAUUAAUAUGCAAGUGGCCCCAGGGUUUCAAUUUGAUGAAGACCAGUCUAUAAAAGUUGCUAUCCCAGUUGCAGGAGAUUAUAAGCCAAUCCCAUUACUGCUGGCGACUGAAAAUGGAAUAGUAGAGAUUGUGACCAGGAUACUAGAAGUAUGUCCCCAGCUAGUUGAACAUAAAAAUGAUCUGGGUCAGAACAUAUUGCAUGUGGCAAUUAAGCACCGUCGAUAUGACAUCUUUAAUCAUGUGAAAAAUAUGAAAAUACCGAUGACAUGGAUAGUCCGAAAGGUUGACAAAUAUGGCUACACCAUUUUACACCAUGCUGCAGACAUGGAGCCAGAGACUACGAAGAUUCACCGAGCAGGACCUGUAUACCAACUCCAACAAGAGAUAAAGUGGUACAAACGUGUAGAGAAGAUCACGCCCUCCCAAUUCGCCAUGUUGCGGGAUAAGAUGCAUAACAAGACUUGCGAAGAGCUAUUCAAUAUGAAGCACAAUGAACUACUCGGGAAAGCACAGCAAUGGACAAAAGAUACUUCUGAGUCUUGCUCUGCAGUGGCUGUUCUCGUUGCUACAGUGGUCUUCGCAGCUGCCUACACUGUGCCUGGAGGUUCUAAUGAAAAGGGGUAUCCAAUUUUCCUCAACAGCACUCUCUUCCUAGUAUUCACAAUCAUGGAUGUUAUUGCUUUAGCCUGCUCCUUGACCUCUGUUGUAAUGUUCUUGUCCGUCCUCACAUCGCCUUAUACGUAUGAUGAAUUCCUCCUUGAACUCCCUAGAAAACUCACAAUAGGCUUCUCCUUGCUCUUCAUUUCGUUGGCUACAACAAUGAUUGCAUUCGCCGCAACAUUAUUGCUCAUAAUUCGUUCGGAAAAACCACAUUGGACCACCACUCUCAUUUAUACUGCUGCAUUUUUUCCAGUUAGCAUAUUUGCACUCAUGAAUUUUCCUAUGUAUGCUGCAUUUGAGAAAACUUUACUCAAGUUUUAUCGAAGACUGUAUAAGAAUCGGUGUGUUACAAAGAAGCCUCCACCGCCUCAGAAGCCAGCUUCCAGACAGGGUUCUAUUGCAUACCAAGCAGCUCCUAAAAAAACCGAAUCGCAUACGGAGCAGAAUAGGAAAGAUGGUCAAUUGUCUAAAAGGAAUGUUAAUGAUAAUGAGCCUAAGCUCCCAGUCUGAGGGAUUUAUAUCAGUUGCUUGAAGGAAGCCUAAACGGAGGAGGGUGACAUGUCUCUGAUGCAAUGGAUAUUACAAAUAAGUACAACUUUUUUGUUGCUAUUGUUUAUUGUAGCCAAGUCACCUGUCUGUGUCAAAUAAGAGUAUUUUACUGAUUUACUCUGUUUUGGUAUAAUAUAUAUAUAUAUAUUCCAAUUUCUAUUCUCCGACUGAAAAAUUAAUUCACAGUACCAAAUCAAACGAUCAUGUUUCUGAGUCAUUAUUAUUUCACAAAUCCAAGAGAAGAAGAUUGGCAUACAUAUACGGGAACCACAAAAUUAUAAUAAUAUAAGCAAGCAUAUUAGGCAGGUUCAUGGCAUCAAGAGAGAGCUUCCUUCCUUGAU
Mangifera indica (mango) is the source of this 1751-nucleotide messenger RNA. Its product is annotated as ankyrin repeat-containing protein NPR4-like. NCBI's taxonomy places the organism in Eukaryota, Viridiplantae, Streptophyta, Magnoliopsida, Sapindales, Anacardiaceae. Bases 1 to 1371 code for a protein of 456 amino acids. The record is from RefSeq and is a predicted model, not a curated record. The transcript has 4 exons.